UAUUUGGUGAUUCAUCAAUCGAGUCGGCACUUGGUAUAUUUAUUAUUUUAGGUGCAACGAACACCAGUUGUAAACACGAAACUGCCAACUGGCUUUACUAUUUUCUACACAAUAUUGUAGCUCACAUAGAUUCUAAAUUGGACUAUAGUAAAGCCACUAUACAGUUUCACUUAUUGUUCGGAAUACAACCAAUAUUCGAUUAAAAUGGGUAAAGAGGAAUCAAUUACUGACGAUAAACAAAUCAAGAUCAAUAAAUGGGAUUACCUUGCCGUAAAAAAUACUCUUGAUGACGCGGUGAAGGAAGUAUUAAUUACAAAAUAUAACCAUGUCGAGGACUUUUCUUUGAUUGACUAUCGUUUGCUAAUAUGCACAUUUGCUGUGUUAGUCGCUGGAUUUGCACUUGGCUGGGAUUUCUUCAAUCCAUUCCCCAAGUCGCGCUUUGUUCUUACGGUAUGUGUUGCUUUAUAUUUCAUUACCAUGGGUGCAAUCACAUUAUACACAACAUACAUGGAAAAAGGCAUAUUUGCCGUGACUUUGGAACGAGAUGAAAGCGGUUUUAAUCCAGAUGUUGUUUGGGAAGCCAGCAGUUAUAUAAAAAAACAUACUGGUAUGUACUAUUUGACCAUGGUCCGUAAAGAUGCUGUUGGAGCAGAUAUCAGAGAGCGUGAAAUAUCCAAAUCAGUUGCAAAUUAUUUUGAUGAAGAAGGAACAUUAUGUCAAGAUGUGGUGGAGAAUGAGGUAACCAAAAUGAGAGAAGCUGUUUUGAAAUUGAAGAAAAUUGAAUAAUUUAUAUUGUUAGA
Myzus persicae (green peach aphid) is the source of this 800-nucleotide messenger RNA. RefSeq names its product probable signal peptidase complex subunit 2 (gene Spase25). The record is from RefSeq and is a predicted model, not a curated record. The transcript has a single exon. Gene Ontology annotation, cellular component: membrane; signal peptidase complex. NCBI's taxonomy places the organism in Eukaryota, Metazoa, Arthropoda, Insecta, Hemiptera, Aphididae. Gene Ontology annotation, biological process: protein targeting to ER. Bases 205 to 786 code for a protein of 193 amino acids.